UUCUGCUGCUUCCUCUGCAGGCUGUUCCCGGAUCUGGCGAGGGGCCGGGCGGCGGGGGAUGCCUGGGCGUGUCCCGGGGGUCCAUGUGGCACCCUAGGUGGGACCCCGGCGUGCUGAAGGCCGAGGCUCUGGCCCUGCUGCCCGGCGGCCUGGGCAUGGCCUUCUCGCAGGCGCACGUCAUGGGCGCGCGGCGGCACCAUGGCCGGCUGGCACUGGAGGUGGACGAGUACAGCUCCAACCCCACGCAGGCCUUCACCUUCUACAACAUCAACCAGGGCCGCUUCCAGCCGCCGCACGUGCAGAUGGUGGACCCGGUGCCUCACGACGCUCCCAAGCCGCCCGGCUACACCCGCUUCGUGUGCGUGUCCGACACCCACUCGCGGACGGACCCCAUCCAGAUGCCCUACGGAGAUGUGCUCAUCCAUGCCGGGGACUUCACCGAGCUGGGGCUGCCCAGCGAAGUCAAGAAGUUCAACGAGUGGCUAGGCAGCCUCCCCUACGAGUACAAGAUCGUCAUCGCGGGCAACCAUGAGUUGACCUUCGACCAGGAGUUCAUGGCCGACCUCAUCAAGCAGGACUUCUACUACUUUCCGUCCGUGUCCAAGCUCAAGCCCGAGAGCUACGAGGACGUCCAGGCGCUGCUGACCAACUGCAUCUACCUGCAGGACGCCGAGGUCACCGUGCGUGGCUUCCGAGUGUACGGCUCUCCCUGGCAGCCCUGGUUCUACGGUUGGGGCUUCAACCUCCCGCGUGGCCAAGCUCUGCUGGAGAAAUGGGACCUGAUCCCCGAUGGCGUGGACGUGCUUGUCACCCAUGGGCCACCGCUGGGCUUCCUGGACUGGGUCCCCAAGAAGAUGCAGCGGGUGGGGUGUGUGGAGCUGCUGAACACAGUGCAGAGGCGGGUCCAGCCAAGACUGCACGUUUUUGGACACAUCCACGAAGGGUACGGGGUCAUGGCUGAUGGGACCACCACCUACGUGAAUGCCUCCGUGUGCACCGUCAACUACCAGCCUGUGAACCCCCCUAUCGUCAUCGACCUCCCCACGCCCCGGAACUCCUGACUGUCCCCCACAUCUGCUGCCUGCACCUGGCCUGGAUCCUGGAGCCCCCUUCCCGCCGGACCCAGCCCCUCCAGCGCCCCCUAAUGGCCCGGCUGAUGCCUGGGACUGAGGCAACCUCGGGGCUCCCGGUGCGGUGGGGUGUCUCUGUGGCCCUCCGUGGACCCUUCUAGCCCAAGAACUCUGGACACUGGAUUGUGCGACUCACCCCUGCCUGAGGGCCUAGUGGGGGCAGGGCUGGGCCCCCAUUCCCUGCUCGGGGCUGAGACCCUCCGGCGGGCGGUCAGGGACAUCUCAGGAAUUCGGGCUGAGCUGCCGGGCCCCUGGUCUCUC
Molecule: messenger RNA, 1391 nt
Organism: Suncus etruscus (white-toothed pygmy shrew)
Lineage: Eukaryota; Metazoa; Chordata; Mammalia; Eulipotyphla; Soricidae
Gene: MPPED1
Product: metallophosphoesterase domain containing 1
Exons: 6
Coding region: 84-1061 (325 amino acids)
Molecular function (GO): hydrolase activity
Source: RefSeq, a predicted model, not a curated record